Molecule: messenger RNA, 1632 nt
Organism: Parastagonospora nodorum SN15
Lineage: Eukaryota; Fungi; Ascomycota; Dothideomycetes; Pleosporales; Phaeosphaeriaceae
Exons: 3
Coding region: 1-1632 (543 amino acids)
Biological process (GO): butanediol metabolic process; L-valine biosynthetic process
Cellular component (GO): acetolactate synthase complex
Molecular function (GO): magnesium ion binding; flavin adenine dinucleotide binding; acetolactate synthase activity
Source: RefSeq, a predicted model, not a curated record
AUGACUGGAAACUCGGUUGCCGAAAUUAUCGUAAACAGCCUGUACAAUGCUGGCGUCCGCGUCGUAUUUGGCGUGCCAGGAGCCAAAAUCGAUGCCAUAUUCGACACCCUGCUGGAUCACCCCGAAAUAAAAGUCAUCGUCGCCAGACACGAACAAAAUGCGGCCUUCAUGGCAGCGGCUGUCGGUCGUAUCACGGGCAUACCAGGCGUUUGCAUCGCAACCUCGGGACCUGGAGCUUCCAACCUCGCUACUGGAUUGGUGACUGCUACGACGGAAAACGAUCCUGUCAUCGCGAUUGUGGGAUCUGUACCACGGCAGAUGAACCUCAAGAAAACGCAUCAAAGCAUGAAGGCGCUAGACAUUCUCGGCCCGACUGCGAAAGCGGCUUUCCCCAUCGAUGUCGAGGACCAGGCUGCCGAAGUUAUCCUGAAUGCUUUUCGCAAUGCAAGCACCUCUCCAAAAGGUGCCAACGUCAUCUCGGUACCACAAGAUGUCGCAAAGGGCAAGUCGGGUGUCCUUCCAUUCGAUAGUCGUGCCUUUGUACCACCGCUUUAUGGACCAGCACCUCCGGAUAGACUUGACGAGGUGAUCAAGAUGAUUGAGAGCGCGAAGUUGCCGGUACUCUUCUUGGGGAUGAGGGCAAGCAGUCCGAAGGUCGUUGGCGCGGUGCGCCAACUUCUAUCGAAGUUCCCGAUACCAACCGUGGAGACAUUCCAGGCAGCCGGUGCCGUGCCGAAGGAAUUAGUCCAUUUGUUCUACGGAAGAGUGGGCUUGUUUCGAAACCAAGUAGGCGACAAGCUCCUCACCAAGUCGGACCUUGUACUUGCUGUUGGAUACGAUCCGGUUGAGUACGAUGCCAAUGCUUGGAAUCCGGAGGGCACCACGAAGAUUGUACACAUCGACUUCAUGGCAUCUGAUUAUGGAACGUCUUACCGCCCGGUAUCUGAGCUCGUCGGAUCAGUCGUCGAAAAUGUGAAGUAUAUCACGAACCAUUUGUCAAGAAUAUCGGAGACAACCAUAUCAGAAAUGUGCAAGGGGCUAAUCGAAGAAUAUACUGAGUGGCAAGAUCGACCGGAGGUCCGUCGCUCAUCAGGCCUUGUGCACCCGUUACAUUUUAUCACAAGACUACAAAGUGCGGUGUCCAAAGACACGACCGUAUGCGUCGACGUAGGAAACUGCUUUGGUAGUUCCGAUGGACAGCAAACGCUUGGCGUGGCGCUUCCGUGGGCGAUAGCAGCUUCUCUCACCCAGUCUAAACCGUGCUCUGAGAAAGUCAUCUCCAUCUCCGGCGACGGUGGGUUCAUGUUUUCGUCACAGGAGCUGUCCACUGCCGUCCAGCAAAAAUGCAACAUCACUCACUUCAUCUGGAACGAUUCGGCGUACAACAUGGUCGAAUUCCAGGAGGUCAUGAAGUAUGGUCGCUCCUCUGGUGUACAGCUUGGCGGCGUCGAUUUUGUUAAAUUUGCAGAAGCAUUCGGCGCGAAAGGGUACAGAAUCAGUGACUCAGCUGAUGUUGAAAGCGUGCUCAAAGAGGCCUUGGCGUACGAAGGUGUGAGCAUCGUAGAUGUGGCCAUCGAUUACAGUGGAAACGCUGACCUCGCUGCCAAUCUGAUCGAAGAUGGCGGUAACUGA